Cinara cedri is the source of this 4032-nucleotide messenger RNA. NCBI's taxonomy places the organism in Eukaryota, Metazoa, Arthropoda, Insecta, Hemiptera, Aphididae. The record is from the annotation of a GenBank genome assembly.
AUGGCAAAUAUUUCACCUUCAACGAAAAAUCCUAUGGGAAAGGUUAGUAAAAAAAAUGUGUACCUAUUAUAUACCUAUUAUAGUUUUAUCUAUAUACUAUACAUUAUUUAACAUAGUUUUGUUCGUAUUUUUAUUCCAGCCUGUCUCAUCAGCUCAACGCAUGAUGAUCGUUAAUUCUUACAAGGUGAAAUUAAAGAAAAAUACGAAAUUAACAGUUCGAGAAGCUCAUAUUUUUAUAUCAAAACAACUUGGCACCGGACAUCAUCGAUGUACCGGCGACUACCGGCGACCAAUGACAGAGCGAAUAGACCCAGCCAGGGGGGUCCGUAUGUCACUUUGCAAUUCAUUUGGAUGCGCCAACACGGUGCGCUCUUAUUUGGUACAGACUAUAUGUGUGAAUCCCUGAUUGAAGUGACUCACAUUUUAUAUUUUUUUAAAUCAAAAGAAAUUACUCUAAAGAAAUUUCUUUUUAAAGAAAUUAAAUUGUUUUUUGAGUUAUAGAUAUCUCAAAAACCUAUUUUCUUUUUAAAGCUGUUCAGAUAUCUCAUCAUUGAGGCAUUUGUUCUAGUUCUUUUUCCCAUUAAUAUCCUCUAUACAUACAAUUUUUUUUAACAUAUCAGCCCACCUUUGCUAUAUUUCGGUAGUAGAGAGUUUGCUGACAAAUUAUUUUCAGGAUUAAUCCCAUAUUAGUAUUGUAAGUUAAUACUUGAAUAUUUAAAAGAAAUCUACUUUAUUCAUAUAUUGCCCAGUACUCCUUAAAUUAAUAGAUUUCGUAUCAUUAUCAUACAAUACUUAGAGUAUAUAAACAUUUCAAAAAUAUACAAAUGUCAAAAUGUUAAAGUUAAAAAUUAAUAAUUUAGUAGUUUAAUAAUUUACAAUAAUAAAAUUCCACUGUAAAGAUCUAUUGAUUAUUGAUUGAUAAUAUCAUUUUUCUUUAGCGCAUUGAAACUUCUCAGAAGGAAAUUGACGACUUCCCAAAAUAUUAUGUGUAUUAUGGAAAUCAAUUGCCCAAGGGAUCAUAUUGUCCAUACAUAUUCCAUUCAAUAUACAUGUUAUGGAUAGUGGGUAUGUAUAUUUUAGUAUUACCAAUUUAAAAUUGUUCAUUUACACAUAUUUGAUAGAUCUAAAUUAUUUAUAUACUUACAUGAUAUAACCUUAUUUGGGGUGGGUCAAACAAGUCAAAAUCUAUAUUUUGUUUUUUUAUUUAAAUAAUAUAUUCACUUGUUUUUCUACAAAACAAGAAAAAAUUUUUCUUGUAGUAUUUAAAAUUAAACUGGUAAACAUUUUGAGAAGAUAUCAAUAUUUUUUAUAGUGAUGAUUAGAAAUCGGAUUUAUAUGUACUUUAAAUUCAUAAAAAAGCCCUUUAAAUUAUUAUAAAACCCUUUAAAAAUUGCUUAAAAAGAUAUUAAUAAGAACAAUAAAUAUAAAGGGGUUUAAAACUUUCCCACUUAUUGUUUCUAACGUAUUAAAAAUAAUUUUUGAACAUUAAAAACCGAAUAGUUUUAGGUAAUUUUCUUCAAAUAUAUUUGUAAGUGUUAUAAAAUAAAAAAUGCUUGGUGUUCAUUAUUUGUGAAGGUUAGACAAUUGUAUUUAAUAGGAUUAGAACUCUUUGAGCGGUGACUUCAAAAUCCCUUUACCACUUUUGCUUUUUGACAAUUUAAGCGCUUUUUUAUGGAUUUCAAGUGUAUAUAAAUUUGGUCCCUAGUGAUAAUUAUUUUAAUUAUGGGGCAUUUAAAACAGCUAUAAUUAANAAAGAUGAACUAAAAAUAUUCAGUUAUGUUAUUUUACAGUUGUUACUAUGGAUAUAAAGAACAAAUUAAAAUAUUGACAAAUGUAUAACCUCCCCUCCAUGAACAUUGUUAAAUUGCAUUUAGUUGAUCAGAGAAUAAUAAUUAUUGUACAGUAGACCAGAUAUGUGAUGAUAUGUUUAGGCCAAUUUUGUUAUUUUAGCUUAGCCUGCAGGUUCACCAACCAAUUUAUUUUUAUUUAAAUUUACUUUAAGCUUUAAUGAUUUUAAAAAAUACAAUCUUUAUGCAGAUAAAAUAUACAAUGAGCUCCCCUAUCAGUUAGAAGAAAUUGACCAAAUAAAGAACUACUACUUGAUUUUAUAAAUGUAUUAAAGAAAAAUUAAAACACAACUCACCAAAUAAUGUUGUUAACUAUUAUAGUUUGAAAUAUCAAAAUAAUAUGUCUAACAAAUUUGCCAAAAUUCUGAAUAUUAUGAAAACAACAAAUAAUGUAAAAAUUGCUUUUAAGACUAAUAAUAAUUUUAUCAAAUAUAUAAAUAAUAGCAUUAGAACCUUCACAACAAAUCUGUAAUAAAUUUUUUUAUAGGUAAGACAAAUAGAAAUUUUAAAAUAAGAUUUAAAGAACACAUUUCUGAUAAAAAUUAAAAAUGCCUGCGCUUAAUUCAAAUUUCGCUAAAUAUGGUUUAGAAAAUAACCAUAGUAUAAGCUUUGAUAUUAAUAUAAACUUAUAGAUAUUAAGUAUCCAAAAUAACAUUUACAUUAAUUCAGUUUUUAAAUAUUAAAUUUAUACAAUAAAAUAAAGAAAAAUAAUUUUAAUAUUUUAAAUGUACAAACAGAUUUUAAAAAUAACAUCUUAUAUUAAUAUAUUUUAGAUAAUAAAUAAUAACCAAAUGAUUUAUAUUCCAAAACAUAUUUUUGACUAAAAAUAACUUAUUUAAAAUAAUCUCUCUUAUUAAAAUAAAUUAUUUCUACAUAUAAUGAUCAAUUUGUGUUUAAUUUUUUCCUUAUUAUUCCUUCAUUUAUUUUUUCAUAUUUAGUUUUUACAUUUUGACUGUGAUAUACUUGAUGAUGAAUUUUUAAUUUGAAACCGGUUGUAUAAUACAUUUAUCAUUAUACUUCAGGGUUAUUUAUUUAUUUUUUUAUCUGUGUGCAAGUUUUUUACCACAAGACUUGCUGGGAUUUCUAUGUGUAGCACCUUUUAUGAAAGGAAAUCGGUGUGGGAAGGUACCUUAGGAAGGUCGUUUUUCAAUUUUUUCCAGAGUUUUCUCAUCAAAUUUGAAAACUCAAAAAAAUAAGAGUAAUGUAGGUAUUAGUUAAAAUAUAUCAUGGCCUUCUUUUUUUCUGUGGAAACUUUUAAACCAGCAAUUUUGAUCCAACUUUUAAUGAUAGCAAUGUUUCUAAAAGGAAAUUUCACUAGGGAGGUACUUUAAAGAGGCAAUUUUCUCAAUAAUUUUCCCAGCAAAUGUGAAAACUGGGAUAAAACAUAUGAAAACCGUAAAAACAUUGAAAAACUGGGAAAAUCAGUGCAUCAUUAAACUAAUUUUAUGAAAUAUAAUAUAUAAAGCCUUUUUAAUUAUUUUACUAUAAAAUGAUGUAUACAUUGUUGACAAAUCAUCAGUACUCUACUCAGAAUCAUAAGCAAUGGUCUAUCGUUGCUUACAGAUAUACAUUAAAUUCCCAUCUAUAUCCUAUCUUCCCAACUUCUCACCAGUGACUGCACCUAUCCUCAUUACCUUUUUUUUUUUUAUUUUUAUAUUUACAUUUUGUAUUUAUAUAUUUAUUUAUCAAAAUUAAGAAUUUUAAUAGUUUUAUUCUUAUUUUAUUAUUUUAUUCAUUAUAAGUUCUAAUUGAUAACCAAAAAAAAAAGUUGAGGUUAUAGUAAUUUUUUUUUUUAAUAAGUGGUUUAUGAAUGAUGCAAUUUUGAUGAAAAUCAUACAAAUUACAGCGUUUUAAAAUAUAUAUAACUGAGAAAUACUCGGAAUUAUAUUUUGUUUACAAACAUUUGUCAUUGUGUACAGAUAUAAAUUAAAUUAUUGUAUUUAUUUUACAUUUUUACUUUUCUCAACUUUCCAUAUACAUUAGUGACACAUCCAUUUCCAGUUUCAGUUAUUUUUUUAAUUUUAUUUUUGUACAAUCAUUUUGGUUUUAAAACACAUUUUUGUUAAAAGCUAUAAUUAUAAUUAAUAGAAUGUUAUUUUGUGUUUUAGGUUUAUUGUACCAUGAUAUGAUGAAUAUUUUACCAACAUCCAAUAUCAGUAUAUUGCAAAAAAAACCUUUGGAGUAG